AUGGGACAGGACAGGCUGACCAGCGCUGGGCUGUUGAUUGGUUGUGCCACCCGCAUUCUCCUCGACCCUGACACCAUUCAGCAUGGCACCCAAGAUCAAGACGGGCAGAGGAUGGGACUGGCCUUGAUGUCUUGUUUCUUGGUCGACACGAUUCUCUCCGUCCGAUGCAGCAGACCGCCACACCUGAGGGCGGAGGACCUCGCUACCUUGCCGAUGGCUUCCGAGAACGGACCUGACCAGUGGGAACCAUGGACGCCAUGCGAAGGUUUCGGGCCUGGAAACGUGGGUUCCAACUCAUCCCGAAGCCCUGCCUUCCGCCUGAGCACAUUCAACCAACUCUACGCCAUUGUCAAAGUUGUUGCCGAAGAAAGAACCAUGAGAAGGCAGGGUUCGAUGCCGAGAGGGGCGCCGAACGCGUUUGCCACGCAACUACAGCAGGCGAUAGACCCAAGUCUACCGAUCAGCAACUUUGUCAUCUCGCAAGCUUGUGGGACCAUUUCGGUUCCAACGCCCUACUUGGUCCGGGCAACCUAUCUAUGGGCUCGCGCCCUUGCCGAACCCCGUACAGAAACACCUCUACUUCUGCUGCAUGACACACUAGGUCAAUACCAGCGGCAAUUCGGACGGUCCAGCACGCCUCCUUUCCUUUCCGCCUGUAUCGCAUCACUCGCAAACGAGGAAUACGUUCUCCGGUCUGGGGGGCAGAACCAAGAUCUGCUGCAACGUCUGGUUACAGGCUUCUCUUCUCGAGAACCCGCGGCUAGGCGGGCUUCGAGCGUCCGAGGCCCACGACUCGACGCCCUCUCUCGACCAACACAAGACACGCUAGAAUCACUGAAUUCAGCUCACUCUUCCGCCCCAAGCAACCCCCUGAUGGAUUACGCAGAACCUUCUAUACCACUCCUCUACAAUACCCUGGCCACAAGACACCGCCGGCAAUCAGACUCGCGCAACCGGGUAUACGGUUCAUUUUUGAGCCCAGGCAUGGGGUUAUAUCAAAACUCAUUCCCCAACACGUCGAUGCCAAUCCCUCAGGGCAGCGACAUGCACGCACACCAUCCCGGCGGAACUGGCAUGGCCACGAUGCCGGGGAUAUCCACAACGGCGGCAUCAACACAACGUGACCUCCAUCCAUCGUACCCUCUUAUCCCGCCGACAGGGCUUGGGCCUAGUCCCGAUGUCGAUGCGCUGCUGGAUGACCUCGCCGCGAUUGAAUACACGGACGCGGUGGAUGUCGAUUCGCAGUUUAUGACCAACCUUGGAUUUGCCCCGGGGUGCGACAUCACGGAGAUUUUGACGCGCGGGUUUGGGGGGGCAUAG
Chaetomium globosum CBS 148.51 is the source of this 1320-nucleotide messenger RNA. RefSeq lists its product as uncharacterized. Lineage: Eukaryota; Fungi; Ascomycota; Sordariomycetes; Sordariales; Chaetomiaceae. Gene Ontology annotation, biological process: positive regulation of transcription by RNA polymerase II. The coding region runs from base 1 to 1320 and encodes 439 amino acids. The transcript has a single exon. The record is from RefSeq and is a predicted model, not a curated record. Gene Ontology annotation, molecular function: DNA-binding transcription factor activity.